This is a messenger RNA of Phytophthora sojae, 471 nucleotides long. RefSeq lists its product as hypothetical. The transcript has 3 exons. NCBI's taxonomy places the organism in Eukaryota, Oomycota, Peronosporomycetes, Peronosporales, Peronosporaceae. Bases 1 to 471 code for a protein of 156 amino acids. The record is from RefSeq and is a predicted model, not a curated record.
AUGGCGCGCAGCACCAUAUCCUGUCGCCUGCUGCCUCGUGCGAGCCUGCAGCUCCGAGCGACCGAGCUGCUUGAAGAGAGGCCCCAGCACCAACGCCUCGUGCUGCAGAAGGAGAUCUCGCUCUCUCGAGGACACCUGCUGCGCCCGCUUGUAGAAAAGACCCCGCUGCAUGAAGAGGCUCAGCUGUGUGAAGACGGCGAGCAGCGUGACCAAGGCCUGCCUCAAGAGGACGUGCUACCCCAAGAGCUUCGUCAACAUGGUGAGCCGCCGCUGGCCGAAGAGGUCACGGAUAGUGAAGAGCGCUCGCAGAUCGAAGACGCCACGGUCGACGAAGAGAGUGAUGAGGGCUCGCAGCGUCAAGAGCGUCAGUCAACCAUCGGUCAGCGUGAUACCUCUGGCAAUACGCUGGACGACAUCAUUGUGAAUGGUGACUCAUUUGGUGAGAUAAUGCAGAAGCUAUGGGACUCGUGA